Pristis pectinata (smalltooth sawfish) is the source of this 1092-nucleotide messenger RNA. RefSeq names its product diamine acetyltransferase 1-like. Gene Ontology annotation, molecular function: N-acetyltransferase activity. NCBI's taxonomy places the organism in Eukaryota, Metazoa, Chordata, Chondrichthyes, Rhinopristiformes, Pristidae. The transcript has 6 exons. Bases 185 to 700 code for a protein of 171 amino acids. The record is from RefSeq and is a predicted model, not a curated record.
AAGAGGCAGGGGCAGGGGCAGGAGUACCGCCCUGGGCUCGGUUCGCAGCGGGCAGCAGGCUGCGGCUCUCGGCCAGAGCGGGCUGUUUCCAGGCGGUGGGAGCGGCGGUUCGGAUGAGGAAAAGCCUCCUCCUGCUCUUGCAAUACCGGGGCCUCAGGAGGCGGGCGAAGAGCAAACGGCGGAAAUGGCCACAUUCACCGUGCGGAUGGCCACUGCCCGCGACUGUACCGACAUCCUCCGCCUGAUCAAGGAACUUGCAAGAUAUGAAGAAAUGGAAAAUUGUGUGAAAUUGACUGAAAAAGACUUGCUCGAAGAUGGCUUUGGGGAACAUCCAUUUUAUCACUGCCUUCUUGCAGAAGUGCCAGCUGAAUAUGUGACUUGUGAAGGACACAGCAUUGUAGGAUAUGCUAUGUACUACUACACAUAUGAUGCUUGGAUUGGAAAAAUACUAUAUCUUGAAGAUUUCUAUGUCAUGGAAAAAUUCAGAGGGAUUGGAAUUGGUUCAGAAAUACUAAAGAAGAUCAGUCAGACUGCUGUUCAGGACCACUGCAGCAGCAUGCACUUCAUCGUAGCAGACUGGAACCACAAAUCAAUUGACUUCUACAAGAAGCACGGUGCUGCAGAUCUAUCCAAGAAGGAGGGAUGGAGUCUGUUUGAAAUUCAAAAGAAGCACUUGGUUAAAAUGGCAAAUGAGGAAUGAAAACCUGUCUGAAGCAUGGAUUUUAGAUUUAUUCUGAGACUACGUCAAUCAAAAGUUCUAUUUUAUCUUUGUAGAUUUUAAAUCUCAAUUUAAUUGUUUGUUGAAUAGUCACUUGAAAAUAAUUAUUUAGCAAUAUUAUUAGAAACUCAGCUAUUUAAUCAUUCAGAUAUUAGUCUGAUCUGGUACAUUGUUAAUAAAUCCUGUAACGAUGAUUGUAGAGUGGGUUAAUACUGCUUAAGCCAACCAAACAUUUUGCUGCCUGCCUAUUAGGAAAUGACCUGCUAUGAUAGGCCUGGUUUUAUUGUAUGUAUUGCUUCACUUGGAUACAGUGUCGAUAUGGAGAAAUGCUGUCUUUUUCUUUCUGUACAUAAAUAAAAUUAUAGGUUAUUGUU